CGUCAAACCGGAUAGAUGGAUAAGAUUCUACUGAUUCUCAUGUUAUCCAUCGUUGUUUGUAAUGGCCGACCACCACGGCAUAAUCAGGCCGAACAUAUUACAACGACAGUGAAUCGUCGUAGUACAUCAGUUUUACGUGCAAUUGCCCUUUACGCCAACCCGUUCGGAUGGAUUGGAACACCAAGUUGGCCCCGCCGUACGACCAAAGCCAACAGGAAGACCAAAACAAACGUCAGUUACCUUUGGGUCAUCGAAAUCGAUCACUCGAAUCACUGGUGGUUUACCGUCUAUGAGAAAGGAUCGCAAAUUCCCGGACCGGAUAAAAAAGCAAUCAUGAAAUUGUUCUAAAAA
Daphnia carinata is the source of this 351-nucleotide messenger RNA. RefSeq lists its product as uncharacterized. NCBI's taxonomy places the organism in Eukaryota, Metazoa, Arthropoda, Branchiopoda, Diplostraca, Daphniidae. The coding region runs from base 16 to 348 and encodes 110 amino acids. The transcript has 2 exons. The record is from RefSeq and is a predicted model, not a curated record.